AUGGCGGCCGAGUGUGACUGUGUCCAGAGACCGGACUCGGCUCGGGCGGCGGCUCGGUGCUGCCCCCUGCGGGCGGCAGACGCUGGCUCCCUGCUGCUCAGCCCGGGUCUGCGGAGGAGCCGGGAGAGGCGGGCCCUGGCCGCCCCUGGAGGCUCCCCAUUCAGACAAGCCCGGCGCAGAGCGGUGCAUCCUGGCAGCGCCGAAAUCAUUAGCGCCACCAAGAUCAGCGGCAAGCUUGGGGGUGGCUACAGUGGGGGCUACUCCUGCAACCUGGGUGGGGACUUGGGCUCCAACUUUGGCAUCUCGGAUGCCCUGCUGGGAGGCAGUGAGGAGACCGUGCAGCGCCUCAGCCUGGCCUCUGACCUGGACAAGGUGUGUGCCCUGGAAGAGGCCAACACUGACCUGGAGCCGAAGAUCCGUGAGAGGCACCAGAAACAGGGCCCCGGGCCUGCCCAUGAACGCAGCCCCUACUUGAAGAUCUGCGGGGCAAGAAUGCCUGGCAGUGCCAGAUCAGAUACUGGGCUCGGUCAGGCGGCGGGGAAGCCGGGGAGCCCUGAUCCUGGCAGCCUUGUGCUGCAGAUUGUCAGUGCCCACCUGGUGGCCGGCGACUUCAAUACUUCCGCACCAACCGAACCUGCGUAUGAGCUGUGCAGGGUGCUGGACGAGCUGGCCCUGGCCAGGUGACCUGACCUGGAGGUGCAGAUCGAGAGCCUCAGGGAGGAGCUGGCCGACCUGAGGAAGAGCCCCGAGGAGGAAAUGACCGCCCUGCGGGGCCAGGCGGGCGGCGACGGCAGCGUGGAGAUGGACGCCGCCCCUGGCGUGGACCUGAGCCGCAUCCUGAACGAGACGUGUGACCAGCACGGGAAGAUGGUGGAGCAGAACCUCCAGGGCACCAAGGACUGGUUCUUCAGCACGAUGGAGGAGCUGAACUGAGAGGCGGCCCCCGACACCGAGGCCCCACAGAGCAGCGGUGCCGACGUCACUGAGCUCCGCGGCUUCGUGCAGAACCUGGGGACGGAGCUCCGGUCCCCGCUCUGCACGAAAGCGUCCCUGGAGAACAGCAUGGCCGAGAUGGAGGUGCGCUGCGGGGCCGGGGCGCAGCUGCAGGGGCUGAUGGGCGGCGUGGAGCAGCAGCUGUGUCAGCUGUGCUGGGACGCAGAGUGGCAGAGCCAGGAGUACCAGGUGCUGCAGGACGAGAAGACGUGGCUGGGGCCGGCGAUCGCCGCCUGCCGCCGCCCGCUGGAGGGCGAGGACUCCCUGCAAGCGGGGGCUACGGCCGCUUUCCCCAAAGGCCAUGAGGUUUUCGGGAGGUGA
Lepus europaeus (European hare) is the source of this 1314-nucleotide messenger RNA. Its product is annotated as keratin, type I cytoskeletal 42-like. Gene Ontology annotation, cellular component: keratin filament. Gene Ontology annotation, molecular function: structural molecule activity. The record is from RefSeq and is a predicted model, not a curated record. Lineage: Eukaryota; Metazoa; Chordata; Mammalia; Lagomorpha; Leporidae.